Messenger RNA from Astyanax mexicanus (Mexican tetra), 8994 nucleotides. RefSeq names its product gamma-aminobutyric acid (GABA) B receptor, 1b (gene gabbr1b). Gene Ontology annotation, biological process: gamma-aminobutyric acid signaling pathway; G protein-coupled receptor signaling pathway. Lineage: Eukaryota; Metazoa; Chordata; Actinopteri; Characiformes; Acestrorhamphidae. The transcript is spliced from 24 exons. Gene Ontology annotation, cellular component: membrane; G protein-coupled receptor heterodimeric complex. The record is from RefSeq and is a predicted model, not a curated record. Gene Ontology annotation, molecular function: G protein-coupled GABA receptor activity. Bases 897 to 3887 code for a protein of 996 amino acids.
AGAGAGCUGGGAAGAGUAACGUUGCGUCUCUACGUGACGUCGUAAGAGAGAGAGGGGGAUUGAGUGUAGAGAGAGAGAGAGAGAGGAGGGGAUAUCAGGUAUGGUGCUCCGUCGUCCUGCGUGUGAAGCUCAUCGUGUGGAUUUUCCCUGGUUCGCGUCGCUGUCUCUCAGUCACUCUGCUGUGUGAGUGUGUGUUGUGCUCGCUCGCAGCCUCUCUCUCAGUGUGUGUGUGUGUCGCUUCAGCCUCUACUGAGAUUUUUCCUCUCUCUCUCUUUUCCUGUCAGUCGACAGCAACAUGGCACAUUUUGCACUGGCGCUCGAGCCGCUCGUGAGUAUGAUGGUGUGUAGACCGUUCGCAGCUCUGAGCCGUUUCUGAGGGGUGUGUGUGUGAGAGAGAGAGUGUGUGUGUGCUGGGGGGCAUUUGUCUCAUGUGUUGUCAGUCGACAGUUUUUAUUUUUUAAAUCCAGCAAUACGUUUAACGAGGACACUCGACUGUAUUUAACUGCUAGUGAGCAAGUUAGCACAAUAUAUAAGCUAUAAACUCAUUAUCCCCCCUCCACCAAACAUCAGACUGUUAGCGAGCUGUAGUGUCAGAGUCAGCCUGAGCGUCUGACAGCAGACCAUCGUGGACCAUCAUCGCUACACAUCUUCUCCAGUCUCGACGUUUCAACACGCAAUACUGACUGUGUUAUCAAUAUUUUUCAAGCAAUUUUAUUGACGAGCUGCUGUGAGACUUUAUUAUUAUUUCCAAUGCAACUGAAAGAAGAAAGAGAAGGAGCUUCUUCAACCUGAGCAUCUUUUUUCCCACACACUGGAUUCUUCAGGCUCCUCUGAAUAUAGUAGGAUCUUCUUCACGUUCUCACAAACAGACGGAAGCGAAACACAAAAGUGGAGGAAUGGCAGUAUUAUUUGUUCUUUUGAUUCUCUUCGUGCUUGUCUCUCUCACUGAGGCUGCACACAAUACAACCGCAGGCUGUGUUAUCAUUCGCCCACCAAGAGACGGAGGGAUUAGAUACAGAGGGCUUACACAAGAACAGAUCCGCAGUGUGCAGGUGUUGCCGGUGGAUUAUGAAAUUGAGUACAUAUGCAGGGGGAACAGGAUCAUCGUGGGACCAAAGGUCAGGAAGUGUCUGCCCAACGGCACCUGGACUGACCUUAACCAGCGCAGCAAGUGCUUGUUACCCUGCCCGAAGGUGUGGACGUCUCUGGAGAACGGGCGUGUGGUGGUGUCUCCUCACGGGCCGGCGGUGGAAGGGACGGUGUUGCAUUACACCUGCCUGAGCGGAUUCAUCCUGGAGGGAAGAAACAGCACACAGUGCACAAAGCUGGGCAAAUGGGACUACCCCAAACCCAUCUGCCGCUAUGACAGGCAUUACACAGGCAAGAAGAAGCUCUACAUUGGCGCCUUGUUCCCCAUGAGUGGCGGGUGGCCCGGCGGUCAAGCGUGUCUACCGUCUGCCAAAAUGGCCCUGGAAUUGGUGAACAAGCGCACGGACAUCCUCCCGGACUACGAGCUGGAGCUCAUCCACUACGACAGCCAGUGUGACCCCGGGGAGGCCACUAAGCUGCUGUAUGACCUGCUCUACACCGAGCCCAUAAAGAUCGUGCUGAUGCCCGGCUGCAGCUCUGUUUCCACGCUGGUGGCUGAAGCGGCUCGCAUGUGGAACCUCAUAGUGCUGUCCUACGGCUCCAGCUCUCCGGCUCUCUCCAACCGUCAGCGCUUCCCCACCUUCUUCCGGACGCACCCCUCCGCCACCCUGCACAACCCCACCCGUGUCCAGCUCUUCCAGAAGUGGGGGUGGACCAAGAUCGCCACCAUCCAGCAGACCACCGAGGUCUUCACUUCAACUUUGGACGAUUUGGAGCAGAGGGUGAAGGAGGCUGGUAUAGAGAUCAGUGUGAGGCAGAGUUUUCUCACUGAUCCCGCCGUUGCUGUCAAGAACCUGAAGCGGCAGGAUGCUCGUAUCAUCGUGGGUCUGUUCUACGAGACCGAGGCCAGGAAAGUGUUCUGUGAGGUCUAUAAAGAGAAGCUCUAUGGGAAGAAGCAUGUCUGGUUCCUGAUUGGCUGGUACGCCGAUAACUGGUUCAAGAUUAAAGACCCGUCAAUCAACUGUACGGUGGAGCAGAUGACGGAGGCAGUGGAGGGACACGUUACCACGGAGAUCGUCAUGCUCAACCCAGAGACGGUCCGGGGAGCGUCCAAUUUGACCUCUCAGGAGUUCCUGGCCCAGCUCAAUGUCACGCUGGGCGGUAAGAGCCCGGAGGAGACAGGGGGGUUUCAGGAGGCCCCGCUAGCCUAUGAUGCUGUGUGGGCUUUGGCUCUUGCUCUCAACAAAACCGUGGGGCCCCUGAAGGCAAAGGGCCGGCGGCUGGAGGACUUCAACUACAACAACAAAGACAUCACUGCCGAAAUCUACCGGGCCCUCAACACCAGCUCCUUCGAAGGAGUCUCUGGCCACGUCGUGUUUGACGCUCAGGGCUCCAGGAUGGCCUGGACGUUGAUUGAGCAGCUGCAAGGAGGAAGCUAUAAGAAGAUUGGAUAUUACGAUAUGACCAAGGGCAAUCUCUCCUGGUAUGGCAAUGAUAAGUGGAUAGGCGCCGGGCCUCCUGCUGAUCAGACUAUGGUCAUUCUGGAAUACCGCUUCCUCUCUCAGAAGCUCUUUGUGUCCGUUUCUGUCUUCGCUGGACUGGGCAUCUUACUGGGCAUCGUCUGUCUCACCUUCAACAUUUACAACAGCAACGUCAGGUACAUUCAGAACUCCCAGCCCUACCUGAACAACAUGACGGCAGUGGGCUGUAUGAUGGCUCUGGCCGCUGUGUUUCCGCUGGGCCUCGACGGCCUACAUGUCCACAAGUCACAGUUUCCCGUGGUCUGCCAGUUCCGCUUGUGGCUGCUGGGUCUCGGUUUCAGUCUGGCCUACGGCAGCAUGUUCACAAAGAUCUGGUGGGUCCACACAGUCUUCACCAAGAAGGACGAGAAGAAAGACAAGCGAAAGCAGCACCUGGAGCCCUGGAAGCUGUACGCCACAGUGGGAGUGCUGCUGGUUAUAGACGUGCUGUCCCUCAUGAUCUGGCAGAUUGUGGAUCCGCUGCACAUCACUGUGGAGAAGUUCACAAGAGAAGCGCCUAAAGGAGACCAAGACGUGUUGAUUGAGCCGCUGCUGGAGCACUGCAGCUCUGAGAAGAUGAAUACGUGGUUGGGGGUGGUAUACGGCUACAAGGGAUUGCUGCUGCUUCUUGGUAUCUUCUUGGCCUACGAGACCAAAUCUGUGUCCACAGAGAAGAUAAAUGACCACCGAGCUGUCGGGAUGGCCAUCUACAACGUCUCAGUGCUGUGCAUGAUUACUGCUCCUGUCACCAUGAUCCUGUCCUCUAAGCAGGACGCUUCCUUCGCCUUCGCCUCUCUGGCCAUCGUCUUCUCCGUCUACAUCACCCUGGUGGUGCUUUUCGUCCCUAAGAUGCGGAGGCUGAUUACUCGUGGGGAGUGGCAGUCUGACCAGCAGGAGACCAUGAAGACCGGCUCGUCCACCAACAACAACGACGAGGAGAAAUCCCGCCAGCUGGAGCGGGAAAACAAAGAACUGCAGAAGAUCAUUCAGGAGAAAGAGGAGCGUGUUUCUGAGCUGAGGAAUCAGCUUUCAGAGAGGCAGGCCCUGCGUUCCCGGAGACGCCCGUCCUCGUCUAACCUCAACCACUCGACCCCCCCGAUGCCCACGGCCCACCCGGACCCCAAAUCACUCCUGCCUCCUCCAGGGUAUCCCCUCCCUGCAUCAGAUAACCACUCGAUGCCUCCAUCCUUUUCCAACUCCUCCAACCUUUACCAGCCCGACGGCAAGAUCGGCCGCAACAACUGCCACACCAGCCGCCUGCAGCUGCUCUACAAGUGAGCGCCCUCUAGGAGGGGGAGGAUGGAGUGAUGUGGUGUGAAGAACAAAAUAAAAAUAAAAAACAACAAUAAAACAUGAAAUGGCUGAACAAGAAUCUGCAUUAAUCCACCUCCUCCUACCUGUCCGUUUCUAUCUCAUCCAGCAGAACCUACUCAGUGUUAACUGGUUGAUUUUGCCUCUUUCUUUAAAGCACAUGACGGCUCAUGUGCUGGAGGUUGUGCUGUCCAGGAUGUCAGACGUGUCAUCUGGAGCUCAUCCUGUCAUGAGACAUGACUUGCAGUGUUACAACAGAGUGACAUUAUUCAUUCCCACAAUCAAGGCUAUGAAUAAUCCAGUACCGUAAUCUUCAAGGAGAUGUUCGCUUUCGCAGAGAAAGGCUUACACAGAGUGACUUUGCAGAAGAGCUGGUGUUAACUUGUGUUUUGUCUUAAAAACAUCUCACACACUCCUAAAAAUAAAGGUUCCCUAAAUGCUGCUUGGCUCAGACAGGUAGUGCUACGGAUAAUACGUUCAUUUUACUUUAAACCCUGAUAAGUUCGGUUUACUUUUGUAAAGUAUUUGGGUAACACUUUCUAUGAAUGUCAUCUUUAUUAGACGCUAUAACCACAUUCAUAACAUAUUAUAAUGCAUUCAUAAGGCAUUAUAAACAUGGCUAUAAAUGUUUAUACAAAAUGCAUAACCCGUUAUAGACAUGUUUGUUAAGCAUUAUGACCUGUGAUCAUAAUACAUUAUAAUACAUUAUGAGCAUUAAUAAUCUAGUCCUACAAUGAAAGUCUGGCACUUUACUUAGAGCGCACAAAGACCUGUUAUAAUACAUUAUAAUUGACUAUAACUAAUAUUAUAUUAAAGACAAGAAUAAUUUACAAGUGGUUAAAACUAUAUUUAUAGGAUUAUUAAGGGUGUGUUUAUAAGUUGGAAGUUUUUUUUAGUCAUGAUACAGUCUGCAAGCCGGGACUGAGUUUCUUGGUAUUGAUGUAUAACAUGUUAUAAAUGCAGGUAUUAAUGCAUUAUAAUCACAGUUCAUGAUGCAUGAUAAACAUUGCUAUAUAGAAUUAUACAUUUUUAUUAAUAUGUAUAGCCAUGUUUAUUUAUAAUGCCUUAUGAAUGCAUUAUAAUGUGUUAUGAGUAUGUUUACAGAUUCUUAUAGAGAUGACAUUUAAAGAAAGUGUUAUCAGUACUUGUUAUAUUUGUUAUAGUAAAAACACAACAAAUGUUUAUAUAAUAAACUGAAAAAAUUAAAACUGAGGGUAAAUUAACAAAUCAAAGAAAAUUCUACAAAUUGUUUAACCUUAAAUUGAUUACAAAUUUCAAUAUGAACUAAAAUGUAAUUUGCUGUUUAAUUACAUUUCUUUAUGAAAAAUUGUGCUUAUAGUAAUAAGUCCAGUUGUUCAGACAUUCUUAGUAAACUAUACAACUGUCCACAAUCUGCACAAUUUUUUUUGUGUUUAAGGUAUACUUUAAAAAAUGUAUCAUUUAAGUUUAUACCACUGAUUACCAGCUGGACAACUAAACUGUAUCAGUAGUAACUUAAAAAGUCCUUUGUUACAAUCAAUUUGACUACUAAUACCACAUGAAGUGGUGAAGACGGUAAUGUUUAAAACGUUUUACUUAUCUCAAAAAGCACUCUUAAAUUUUCUGUAAACAGUACUAACACAACAUGCUUGAACUUAUCAUAUAAUAAUAAUAACAAAUUGUUUACAUUAAGUGUUCACUAUUUAUUAUUUACUAUUUACUUUUUUUAUUUAGGUGCAUUAUAAUUUCUAUAAUCCAAAGCUUUGUUUGUUCAGUUGUUUGUUGCUCCAGUGAGCUUUAUGGAAGCCUUUAUUUUUAGAGUGUCUGAUGUGAUGUAGGAGUGAAACAUGCAGCAUUACUUCUGCAAUAUUUGACAUCAUGACCUUAGCUUUUUUUUUCUAAAUCUCAUUAAUGCCUGAGCUACCAAUACAGCAUGAAAAAAAAAUCCCAAAACCUUGUAUCUCCAUUUUUACAAUUUCUCACUUACAAAAUAUGGUCGACAAUUUGGCUGUUUUUUUUACACUGUGUCAAAAUCCUGAUAAAUGGAUUAUUAGAAAUGCUCCAGAAUGUUUAAAGAACAUUUUUAUUCUCCUGUGCUGUUAAACCUUUAGAAAUAUGAAUUUGUUUUUGCGUAACAAUCUGUUACAUUAACAAUAAUCUUGACAAACGUGGAAGAAGAUUGGAAUUUAACUUGUGCACGAACACUUGAAUCGCAGUAUAAUUGUUUUUAUUAAAAUGUAGAAUAAUUAUAACAUUCCCGAAAACCUUUAAAGUCUUUUACUUGUUAACAUUUUUGCAGAGCAGUGGGAUCUUUUUAUUUCUUUUUAAACAAUAAAACCUAAUUUCAGUCUUUUUUUUCCAACCCACUGAACUUUAGAAAGAAAUGUGUCAGUUUUGCAAUUGCAUAUUUUUACAGUGAGAUCACACUUAUGACGGUGCAUUGCACAAUUAACCAGUGUAAUGAGCGUGUUCACUGGGCUAGGGGCUGCAUCGUGUAGUUGUUUACUUACUUCUGGGUUUUUCACACUGUAGCAGCCUUUCAGUUCUGCUCAGCUUGUGUGAUUUCUAACAUCUGAUGUCACACUGUAAUGGAUUCUUUAUGUCCUGUGUUUGAUUAAUAAUCCAUGGCUCAGAAUCCUGCUGGCUGAGUGCAUAUAUUGGCCAUGGGGGUCUUCGCUGGGGUAUAUUAUUGUAAAAAUGACUCACAAUUUCUUGUGGGUUGUUCUACCCUAGAUUAGACAUGCACAAACUAAAGCACAUCUCAAAUUUAAGGUUGCUGCUGCUAUUGUUUUUAGCUAUGCUAGCUACUUUUGUCCAUAGAUAACAUACAGUGUGACAUAAUGUGUCAUAAACCACAAAAGAAAUGCUAUUUAAAAGGUCACUAAACAACAAGACGUGUUUUGACGCGAGUGUGUGAUGAUUUAGCACAAUGCUAAUUUCUAGAAUAUAAGCUAACUACAUUAGCCAAAUAGCUUUAGAAGCUAAAGUAGCAAUCAUCACUAAACACACUAAGCAUGUCAUAACUGGUGAACUAAAACUGAGAUAAGGAGGAAAUUAGAUUCAGCAGAAGUGUUAGCAGCUUAGCUACAUGGUUAAAUAGCAAAUACACAGUUUACUGAACUGGAAGCCCGAUGCUAAGUAAACAUGUGGUUUAUUUUACAGCUAAGCCAGAACCGAAGCAACUUCUAAAAAAGGUCUGAGGCAGACAAUAACGAUUUAGCACAGUGCUAAUGGCUAUAUAUUAGCUUGCUUUGUUUAUGUUAGCUUGUUAGCUAAAUUAGCUUUGUAGCUCCAGCGCAAAACGGGAGAUGUAAACUUUCGAUGCUAAACAUGUUUUGUUGACUGUGUGGAUUUGUGAAAAAGGCGCGGGUGCAGGGGUUUGGUGGAGGUUGGCUGUGUAAAUUUGAUUUCUUGCCAAACUCUUCUUAUAAACCGUGUCAUUUUCUAUCAAAGUUGCUAAUUGGAACACAUGUUCAGAUAUGACGCGUGGCGGUUCGGCCGCAGUCUCUUAUCCUCCCACAGACUAGCACAAUAGCUUGUUAUUUAAGUUUUGCAUUUGUUUUGUGUUUAAAAGCCUGGCGUGGGAGAUGCAAGUCUGUAAUUUUAUAAUUAUAUGUUUUUUGUGCUUUACUUUUAUGCUCUGACUGAGAAAAAAACAAAAAGCUGUAGAUUUAAUCUGGCAGCUGCUGUAAAUCUCUUUCUAACAAAACCUGAGUAAAGCCAAAUUGGUACUGUGCAGUGCGAUGGAGCGGGAUGAACGGAGGCAGUAAUAAAUGCUAAAAUGUUCUAAAGCUUUUUAGCACCUGAACACCCUCUUAGAGCUGAUUGGAGGGAUGGAACGGGAGGAUGCAGGCAUACAUUUUUUUAUUUAUUUUAUUUUAGUUUUUUUGUUUUUUUCAUUGAGUGGACUUGACCAUUCUUGCCUGGCUGCAGUAUUACAGUGGUGGAAUCAUAUCGAGUAAUAUGCCUUACAUGAGUUAUAUAAAGACCCCCCACACACAUCCUCCCACUGCUUUCAGUCAUUUCGAGCAGUUUCCUUUCAGUAUCAUUCCCAGUCUUGUGGUUUCUCUGUGGUUUCUUGCUCUGAAAAACCCAGCCUGGGGUACUUUUUGUAGAUUUUCUCAGCAAUGCAGAAAGAACAUCUCUACCUGCUCUGAUCUCUAGAGGUGUUAGCAUUCCAUUGUGCAAAAUUGCUGUGUUGCCUCUCUCACUGCGCAUUCAAAACCACAUUUUGGCCCUGACAGCUGUGACUUCGUCUGUCCGUCUGCCUUUAUGACUCUCUUGAGGGGAUUUUAGAGUCUUUGUGUCAGUGAAAAUGCCUUGGAUUCUCUUUGGACUUUGCAGAACCACCUGCUCUGUUUCAACUGAACUGUUAAUGUUGUCUAUUCGCCAAUGGAGUUUUACGUCCCGGAAUACUCCAGCGUGUUUAACCUAUUUUCUAUCUGCCACAUGAGUAGCAAACUAUCGACUUUCACACACAGAAAUACCCUGAAGUUUGCAAAUAACUAGAAACUCAAAUCAAAACACACCUAUAAUACAAUACUAGGGGCAGCUGCUCUAGCAGUUGCAUUAAACAGAAAUUAGGUUAAAUAAACUGCUGGAAUUUUCCUAUAAUCAUCAUAAACAGUCCUAAUGCUGAAGGAUCAGACUUCCAGUGAGCAAAGUCAGCACCGAACCAGUGUCGUUCAUCUGUUUACAUAAAAAAUGCUUAUGGCAAAUAAGCAGGAAUUGAAUCCUUUUGUAUUUUACGCUCAUGCUCAUUCUGAGAUGGAAGCACUCGUCAUGUCAGAAUGCAAAACCACCCUCAGCAUCUGUCAGUCAGUGCUGUCCUUUGAUUUAUCUGUCUUGUCUAACAAAAAAAAAGAUGCUAAAGAUAACAAUAAUUCAGAUGCACCAAAAGUGUAAAAUCAGCGUCUACAUUGUAAAUGUAUUCUCUUGCAGAUAGGAUAAGGUAUAUACAGUAUACUGUAAAAUGGUAUUCCCAUGUGGUAUCGAAAAUAUAUUUAUAUUUACCAUUUUAGACGUCAGAUGUUGAGAGUCUGUCAGAUGCAACAGGAUUGUUGUCUAUGGAAAAAUAAAAAUAAUUGUUUUGUUU